AUGGCGAUUUCUCACAGGAGGAAGACAAAGAUAAAGGCGAAGUUAGAAGCAGCAGCAAGGGAGGCAUCAGCAGCAGCCGCUUUCUUCUCACAGAAACCUAACCAGGACGUCAUGCCAAACGUUUCUGAUUCUGCUAUGAGGGAAUUUUUAGAGAGGAAAUUCCAGAAAAUAGACGCCUACCACGAGAAAGAAAUUCGCGAUGCUAUGAUCUGGAAGGAAAAGAAUUCGGUUCUUACUCGAGAGAGGGAGGAGAUAGAAGCACUGGCAAGGGAGAGGAGCGCAUUUGGAAGGAAGCAGCAGGAGCACACCGAAUCGGCUCUGAGAGAAAUAUGGGAAUACGAAAGGACGGUCGGAGAGCUGGAGAAGAAAGCCAGUGAUUUAGGUCACAAAAACGAAACUUGGAAGAGAGAAAUGGAUCAAAUAAUACUCAGUCUCUUGAGAGCAAAUAGUAUUCUCCAGAAGAAGAAUGAAUUGCUCGAGCAGGACAGAGGAGAGGACAGCAACAAAAUAACCAGCUUGGAAAACAAGUUGGCAGAUCUGAAACGGCAGGUAGUGGCCCUAACCAUCGGUAUGCAAGAGAAGGACAGACAUUUCACGGAAAUGAAAAAGGAAAUCAAGAGCCUAAAGGAUGAAAAAGCAAGGCUCAAAGAAGACGUGAAAUGGGAAAAUUAUCCAAAGACUGAACUAGACUAUAAAGAAAAUUCAAAAGAAUUUGGCGAGUUUUCUAUGGCAAAGAAGGGCAAGAGAAUGCGGAAAAACAAUAAGUACAAAAAGAAGGCUAAACGCAGUCCUGCACGGGAAGGACAAGACCUGGCAGAACUUAAGGAGGAUAUCCAAAAGGUACUCAAGGAGACGAUAAGUAACAUAUUUAAGGAGAGGCAGGCUCGGAGAGAAUUCGGAAAUGAGUCAAUGAGAUCCCUAAAUUGUAAGCAUGAGGAGAGACAGCAGAGAGACCUUGAGAGCAGGCUUCGAAGACUAAAUGGAAGAGAGAGGAUAAGACAGGAAUUGGGACACUUCUAUGGAAUUUAG
This is a messenger RNA of Macrobrachium nipponense, 1029 nucleotides long. Its product is annotated as optineurin-like. The coding region runs from base 1 to 1029 and encodes 342 amino acids. NCBI's taxonomy places the organism in Eukaryota, Metazoa, Arthropoda, Malacostraca, Decapoda, Palaemonidae. The record is from RefSeq and is a predicted model, not a curated record. The transcript has a single exon.